Plodia interpunctella (Indianmeal moth) is the source of this 909-nucleotide messenger RNA. RefSeq lists its product as uncharacterized. The transcript is spliced from 2 exons. Bases 209 to 823 code for a protein of 204 amino acids. NCBI's taxonomy places the organism in Eukaryota, Metazoa, Arthropoda, Insecta, Lepidoptera, Pyralidae. The record is from RefSeq and is a predicted model, not a curated record.
ACCUACCUACCUAGUUUAUUUUUAUAAACUGUAUUCUAUCUACCGCUUUUUAUACAACAAUAGAUAGUUUAUAAAUUCGAAAUUACAACAAUUAAUUCAACACAAUGCAGUACAUUAAUGUGUCGUGAAAAUUCAGGAGAUUAACAAGAAUGGAGACUUCAAUUUAUUUGCUUAAAAUAACAUAAAUUGACUGCCCGAUGGACUCAAAAUGAAGAUGCUGAAGCCGUUUUUAACGCUAAAUAUAUGUUUAGCGGCGCUACUUGGAGAUUACAUUGUGUUUAAUUCUAGUUAUUCAAAAUCACAGAUAUUUCGCGCCUUUACCGACAGCGCUGUCCACGCUACGUUAGGAUGCCUAUCUUCAAUAUUAUUUUUAAGCCAAGAACUUAGUUUCAACAACACUACUUGCCUAUUUAAUAUAUGCUUCUGUACGAUGCUGUCUUCGUUAAUCGAUAUCGAUCACAUUUUUGCCACUAGGUCAAUAUAUUGGAAGGAUAUUACUAACAACAGAACUAGGGGAAUACUUCACUGCACCACAUUUUUAUUCACGAUCACAUCUUUACUCCUAAUAUAUAGCUAUAUUUACAAGAAAAUCAACAUAUAUAUGUUGACAUGGAUGAUAAUCCUAGCUUACACAAGCCAUCACGUACGGGAUGCCAACCGAAGAGGUUUGUGGAUGUAUCCAUACGGACACACACCACCUCUUAGCAAAUACGUAUAUAUAUUUUUAGUAGCUUCUUUACCAAAUAUAUUUUCAGUGAUAAAUGUGUAUAUAAAACCAGAGUUAUAUAAACAUACAAUGAUUAAUACUAAUAUGAUUGUAUAAAAGACUUAUAGGAAAAAGAAUAUUUUUUAUGUUUUAAUAAUUGUUUAUAACAAAACAAAUAAUAUAUUAUACAAGUUUUUGUAUGU